CUCACAACAACAGUCGAGCGGAGGAUGGAGGACGACGCAGGUCGAGUUUGAGCUCAGAGCUCGAACAUGUGUUCACAGCAGGAGGUGGAGAGGAUCUCCAAGAAGCUGGAGAAGAUGGUGCACAAGAAGAAGACGGAGGGGGCGCUGGACCUGCUGAGGGAGCUCACCAACAUCAAGAUGUCUCUGGAGACGCUGCAGUCGACCAGAGUGGGGGUGUCUGUGAACCUUGUGAGGAAACAGAGUUCAGAUGAAGACGUUCAGAAUGUGGCCAGAGGUCUCAUCAAGUCCUGGAAGAAACUGCUGGACGGAUCUGAGGGGAAGUCUGAGGAGAAGAAGAAGGAGGACGCGUCUCCUGUGAGGACAUCGUCCACCUCCGAGGACUCCGGCUGCAGCGACCCCAGCAGGAAGACGGCCGAGGAAACUCCCACAAACCCCGCCCCUCCCACUCGGGUCACCUCCUUCCCCCCCGCCCCCGUCACCACGGACAGCGUCCGGAACAAGUGUCGAGAGCUGCUGGCGGCGGCUCUGCAGAGCGACGAUGACCACAAGACAUUCGGAGUGGACUGCCAGCACCUGGCAGCACAAAUUGAAGAACAUAUCCUUUAUAUCUUCCAGGAGUUUAACUCCACAGAUAUUAAAUAUAAAACCCGUCUCCGAAGCCGCAUCUCGAACCUGAAGGACCAGAAGAACCCGGACCUGAGGAGGAACGUCCUGUGUGGAAGCAUCUCGCCCCAGAGCAUCGCCCGCAUGAGCGCCCAGGAGAUGGCGAGCACGGAGCUGAAGCAGAUCAGAGAGACUUUGACUAAAGAGUCGAUCAGAGAACAUCAGCUGUCGAAGGUCGGAGGAACUGAGACGGACAUGUUCAUCUGCAGCAAGUGUCGUGGGAAGAGCUGCUCAUACACACAGGUGCAGAUACGCAGUGCUGAUGAACCAAUGACAACCUUUGUGUUGUGUAACAACUGUGGAAACAGAUGGAAGUUCUGUUGAUGUGUGUGUCUGUGUGUGUCUGUGUGUGUGUCCGUCAUGAAGCAAACUAAAGUGAAGUGAAUUUGGAUUUAACACUGGAAUUUUUUUUUUUUUUACUUUGUAUAGUUUUAUGUAUAAAACAAAAAGCUGUAAUAUGUUUGGAGAAGAGUUCGUGUUGUUUAUCAGUUUAAUUUAUUUUGUAUAGAACAAGUUUGUUUCUUAUGAAGAAGCUUGAAGUGCAUUCUGUUUGCUGCUCGGAACAUUUCUAUAAAAUUUGCUCUUGCAUGAAAAUGAAAUUAUAUUAUUAUUUUUGACUUGUUUGGAUUAAAUAAUUUUGCUGCUGUUUUAGAAGUUCUAAGUAUCAAUGUACUUGUUGACAGAUGUAAGAAACCACAGCGACUCCAAAGAGGUGUUUUCAUUGGCUGAGACAAUAAAACACUGAAUUAUUGA
Molecule: messenger RNA, 1416 nt
Organism: Pleuronectes platessa (European plaice)
Lineage: Eukaryota; Metazoa; Chordata; Actinopteri; Pleuronectiformes; Pleuronectidae
Gene: tcea2
Product: transcription elongation factor A (SII), 2
Exons: 10
Coding region: 67-987 (306 amino acids)
Biological process (GO): DNA-templated transcription; transcription elongation by RNA polymerase II
Cellular component (GO): nucleus
Molecular function (GO): zinc ion binding; nucleic acid binding
Source: RefSeq, a predicted model, not a curated record